ACGGUCCAGCUGCCUGGCCGUCCAUUAUCUCGACUCAAUUAGUAUAAUUUAAUUCGGAUGAUCCCGUUGCAAUGUGGCAACUUCCCCCCAUGGCUUCACCUAAGUUGUUGCGCCCUCUCGCGGUCAUUCUCGCGACCCUUCUGGUGAUCACCACGCUCUGGCGACUUCGCAUCAGCGUCCUGGAGCCUCUUGUUCCCGACGACCUGCCACAUGACCACGCCGAAGCACCGUCGGGAAAUGAAGAAACGGACUGGUCUCGCUUCGCCUACGUGCAGUAUGUCACCGAUGACAACUAUCUCUGCAACUCAGUCAUGCUUUUCGAGAGGCUCCACAGCAUGCACAGCAAAGCCGAUCGCCUCUUGAUGUACCCCGACGGCAUCUCCACCGCGGAGGAUGACACAUCACUCGAGAGCAAACUUGUCCGCAAAGCACGCGAUGAAUAUAAUGUGAAACUUCAGCCAAUUCAGGUACAAAGCCGGCCGUCGGGUGAUGCGACCUGGGCUGAGAGCUACACCAAGCUCCUCGCUUUCAACCAAACUCAGUAUGAUCGAGUCUUAGGCUUAGACUCCGACUCGACUAUCCUUCAGCCCAUGGACGAGCUCUUCCUGCUCCCAUCAUGCCCUGUUGCGAUGCCACGAGCCUACUGGCUGGACCCUAAUGGCCGCACCAUGAGCUCGCAGCUCUUCGUGGUCGAGCCGUCCGAUUUUGAAUUCGGUCGCAUCAUGGAGAGCAUUAGCCACGCGGGCGGGUCCGAAUACGACAUGGAGAUCUUCAACGAGUUGUACAAAGACAGCGCCUUGAUCAUCCCGCACCGCCCUUACAACUUGUUGACUGGAGAGUUUCGGUCCGAGUCGCACACGGCCUACUUAGGGAAUUCGCUGGAGCAGUGGGACCCCGACAGGGCGCUGUCGGAGGCCAAGUACUUGCACUUUUCCGACUGGCCCGUUCCCAAGCCUUGGAUCAAAGCCCGCCCCGAUGUGAUCCAAGACAAGCAACCAGCAUGUCAGACGGUUCCCGAACAGCCGGAGAACUGCCGUAACAGGGACCUCUGGCUGGGAUUCUAUGAGGAUUUUGCCCGGCGAAGAAAGGCCGUUUGCGACAUUGAUGUCUAAGAGCCUGACACUUGCUGGCUCGGUGACUGGGCCAUCCCGGCCUUGUAUUUUUUAUCAGGACGCCGCGAUACCCGAGGGGCGAGACAUAAUUUCAUACAUUUUGUUGAUUGCCGUGGUGGAAGUAACGACC
Aspergillus campestris IBT 28561 is the source of this 1242-nucleotide messenger RNA. RefSeq names its product nucleotide-diphospho-sugar transferase. Lineage: Eukaryota; Fungi; Ascomycota; Eurotiomycetes; Eurotiales; Aspergillaceae. The transcript has 5 exons. The record is from RefSeq and is a predicted model, not a curated record. Gene Ontology annotation, molecular function: glycosyltransferase activity. The coding region runs from base 72 to 1112 and encodes 346 amino acids.